AUGUUGAACAAGAUGACCUUACAUCCACAGCAGAUAAUGAUAGGUCCUAGGUUUAACAGGGCCCUAUUUGACCCCUUGCUUGUGGUGCUACUGGCUCUUCAACUUCUUGUGGUGGCUGGUUUGGUUAGAGCUCAGACUUGCCCUUCUGUUUGUUCCUGUAGUAACCAAUUCAGCAAAGUAAUUUGUGUGAGGAAGAAUCUGAGAGAGGUCCCUGAUGCCAUCUCUACCAAUACACGGUUAUUGAAUCUCCACGAGAACCAGAUCCAAAUCAUUAAAGUGAAUAGUUUCAAACACCUGAGGCAUCUCGAAGUCUUACAGCUGAGCAGGAAUCACAUUAGAACAAUAGAAAUAGGGGCUUUCAAUGGUCUGGCUAAUCUCAAUACUUUGGAACUCUUUGACAAUCGUCUUAGCACCAUUCCAAAUGGGGCUUUUGUGUACUUGUCCAAACUAAAGGAGCUUUGGUUGCGAAACAACCCCAUUGAGAGUAUCCCUUCUUAUGCUUUUAAUAGAAUCCCUUCUCUACGAAGGCUGGAUUUGGGGGAAUUAAAAAGGCUUUCGUAUAUCUCAGAAGGUGCCUUUGAAGGUUUAUCCAAUUUGAGGUACUUGAACCUUGCUAUGUGUAACCUUCGAGAGAUUCCUAAUCUCACACCACUUGUAAAGCUGGAUGAGCUAGAUCUUUCUGGGAACCACUUAACUUCUAUCAAGCCAGGGUCCUUUCAAGGGUUAAUGCAUCUUCAGAAACUGUGGCUGAUCCAAUCCCAGAUUCAAGUGAUUGAAAGGAAUGCUUUUGAUAACCUUCAGUCUCUAGUAGAGAUCAAUCUGGCCCAUAACAAUCUAACACUACUGCCUCAUGACCUCUUCACACCUCUCCGUCUAGAAAGGAUCCACUUGCAUCACAACCCUUGGAACUGCAACUGUGACAUCCUGUGGCUCAGCUGGUGGAUUAAAGACAAAGCCCCCUCCAACACUGCAUGCUGUGCCCGCUGCAACACACCUCCUAACCUGAAAGGAAGGUACAUUGGUGAGCUAGACCUGAAUUACUUUACAUGCUAUGCUCCUGUAAUUGUAGAGCCACCAACAGACCUCAACGUCACUGAAGGCAUGGCUGCAGAGCUGAAAUGCCGAGCAUCAACAUCCCUGACCUCUAUUUCUUGGAUUACGCCUAAUGGGUCUGUUAUAACACAUGGGGCUUAUAGGGUUCGGAUUUCUGUGCUUAGUGAUGGCACAUUAAAUUUUACGAGGGUGACUGCACAAGACACGGGCUUGUAUACAUGCUUGGUGAGUAACUCUGUUGGAAAUACCACAGCUUCUGCCAUGCUUAACGUAACUGCACAGGAGUGUAUUACUUACUUUUCUACAAUCACAGUAGAAACUGUGGAACCUUCUCAGGAUGAGGCACGGACCACAGAGCAGGUUUGGCCCACAACAGUCAUUGAAUGGGAUACCACCAAUGCAACAACCUCUCUCACACCACAGAGCACAAGGUCAACAGAAAAAACAUUCACCAUCCCUGUGACAGAUACAAGUAAUGGAAUUCCAGGAAUAGAUGAAGUUAUGAAGACUACCAAAAUCAUAAUUGGUUGUUUUGUGGCAAUCACGCUCAUGGCAGCAGUGAUGUUGGUCAUUUUCUACAAAAUGAGAAAACAGCAUCACCGACAAAAUCACCAUGCUCCAACGCGAACUGUAGAGAUCAUUAAUGUGGAUGAUGAGCUUACAGGUGAUACACCUAUAGAAAGUCAUUUGCCCAUGCCAGCAAUUGAGCAUGAGCACCUAAAUCACUAUAACUCUUAUAAGUCUCCUUUCAACCACACAACAACAGUUAACACAAUAAAUUCAAUACACAGUUCAGUGCAUGAACCAUUAUUGAUCCGAAUGAACUCGAAAGACAAUGUGCAAGAGACUCAGAUCUAAAACAUUUAAGAAUUUAAAGGGGGAAUUUAAAACAAAGAGACAGUUUAUUAAAAAAAAAUGACACAAAUGACUGGGCUAAAUCUACUGUUUCAAAAAAAGUGUCUUUACAAAAAAGAAAUUUAUUUAUUAAAAAUUCUAUUGUGCGCGAAAGCAGACAAAAUUAUGUGUAUUCCUCAGAACCUCUUUUUGCUGCACUUAUUUACCCUACUUCUUUCCCUUCCCUUUCUUCUUCCCCUGUCCCAGUCCCAUUUGCCAUAUUUUUGCAUAGAACAACUUGAUUCUCUAAAGAACUGGUCUAGGAAUUUUUGUAAGAAUUCUGUUAACGCUUUGGGAAUUUUUAUGGUGAAUUCUAGUGGUGAGAUUCGGUCUAUUUUGUCUUUUUUCAUUUCA
Messenger RNA from Eublepharis macularius, 2301 nucleotides. RefSeq names its product leucine rich repeat containing 4C (gene LRRC4C). The transcript has a single exon. Gene Ontology annotation, molecular function: cell-cell adhesion mediator activity. Bases 1 to 1911 code for a protein of 636 amino acids. The record is from RefSeq and is a predicted model, not a curated record. Gene Ontology annotation, biological process: modulation of chemical synaptic transmission; regulation of axonogenesis; synaptic membrane adhesion. Lineage: Eukaryota; Metazoa; Chordata; Lepidosauria; Squamata; Eublepharidae. Gene Ontology annotation, cellular component: glutamatergic synapse; plasma membrane; postsynaptic density membrane.